Molecule: messenger RNA, 624 nt
Organism: Malaclemys terrapin pileata
Lineage: Eukaryota; Metazoa; Chordata; Testudines; Emydidae
Exons: 4
Coding region: 1-624 (207 amino acids)
Source: RefSeq, a predicted model, not a curated record
AUGUACAUGCAGAAUCAAGACCAAGCAUUGUAUCUUGCUUCUGAAGAAAAUAUCCCACUGGCAUCACGAUCUUGGCUCUGGAAAAAGAAAAGAAAUUCUGUCUUUCCUGAAGCUGAAAGCCAGAACAAAGCAGAGGUUUGGGUGCAAACAGUUAUCCCUUCAAGCUCUCAAGUAACUGAAGAUUCACUGAGGAGUGAUGUAGAACCUAAAUCACAGGCAACCAUUACCUCAUCUGUUCCUCUACCGGGCAGUGUUACUGCCUACUUGGAUGAAAUGCAAGUCCAUCCUUCAUGUGCUAUUAAAAGUAUUAUGAUUGAUGAAGAAACUGGACAGGUCGAAAUUGGGCAAGGAGAAUCUUGGCUGAACAAACUUAGAAUCAACAGGAACAAGUUGGCAUUUUUGAAGUGCCUGAUUGGGUGGAAAGGAAACAAAACAGCAGUGGAAAAAGGUAUUUUGACACAAAUAGAGUUACAUUGUCACGCAGAACAAAUAUUACGCUACACAACUACAACUGAACAUGGUUACCUUCCUCAAUGCAAAUUUUCUUUUUUCCUUUCAAGCACAUUUCAUGAACUACCCAUCUUGGUGAAGCUGUAUUAUGUGUUAUGCAGGAUGUCCGACUAG